This is a messenger RNA of Xiphophorus couchianus (Monterrey platyfish), 9440 nucleotides long. RefSeq names its product centrosomal protein 192 (gene cep192). Gene Ontology annotation, cellular component: pericentriolar material; centriole; cytoplasm. Gene Ontology annotation, molecular function: protein kinase binding. Lineage: Eukaryota; Metazoa; Chordata; Actinopteri; Cyprinodontiformes; Poeciliidae. Bases 225 to 8165 code for a protein of 2646 amino acids. Gene Ontology annotation, biological process: protein localization to centrosome; centrosome cycle; centrosome duplication. The transcript is spliced from 52 exons. The record is from RefSeq and is a predicted model, not a curated record.
CACGCGGGCUUCCUGUAGUGUCUGGGCGCUGCUUGGUCUUACCGUACGGAGUACGUACCGUUUGAAACGCUGUAUUUUAAUAAAUUACGAGCAACAUGUGUGUUCGGGAGCGAACAACAGGAACCUAACUUCACUUUUCAGCGUGUUUGAACAAGUUUAAAAGACAAGGCUCGAGCUGGAGAGGAAUAUUCAAUCUCGGCCCGCUCCUGCUGAGUGAAUGAAAUAUGGCGGAGAGUUUUUACAAGCUGGAGGAUGAAGCCUUCCCCAGCUUCCUCGACAGGUCUCUGGACAGCGACCGCGCCACACUGGAGAAUGUCACUCUGGGUUCAGGUCCUGGGCUGCCUGUGGCUGCCUCCACGGUAGCUAAAAUUAGACCCAGCUCUGACAGCAGAGGAGAUCAUGAGGAAGCUUCAUAUCUGGAGGGCAGAGCGCAACUAGGCAAGUCACAGUCAUCUGUUGCAGGACAUCCCAAGUUUUCCCUUGGCUUCAAAGAUGAUUUGGAAAAUGCAGAUGACUUCAUUGCCACCCACCAGCUGACAGACAUGCUUUUAAAGAUCAGUCUGGAUGGGAGUGCAUCCAGAAACCAAGGCUCUGUGCUUGGCCUUCUUCCCACCCAAACAGGUUCAGUGUCUGGUCGGCCCACAGAGCUAGGGAGCGAUCUUUCAUCUGGUCCUUUGACAAUUGCCCACCUGGGCCAGAAGAACAACAAAAAGGCUGUAGCUGUUACAUCUGAGGCGGACGGCUUGCAGGCCGGUGCACUGGACAGUGACUCCUGCAGUGGCAGUAAUUCCAGCUUCCUGGCCCAUGAAAAGCUCAUGUCUAUGGACACCAUGAACAGUGAUGUGACGGAUGAUGACCUUGACCUGAACAACCUGCCUGAUGAUGAACUAGAGGCAUAUUUCAACAAACUGGUUCCUCCAGCAACACAGAGAGGCAGAGUGGAGGGGCAGGAGAUUCCUGUGACUGGAGUGGGGAUUGCUGCAGGUUACACGUCUGAUCCCAGUUCAGAAGAGGCACAUAAGCGAAGAUACCAGUUCCUCAAUCAGGAGGAUUUCCGGAUGCCUGACGUGCGACUCGCUGCUACCGGCAUGGACUCGUGUCCAGCCAGUGACGAGGACACCGAGGACGAGCUGGAGACGGCCAGAAGGAACAACGCCAAGACACGGCUGUUGCCCAGCACGUCCAGACAACUGGUUGGAGAAAGUAACCGUCCCAGUUUCAGGCCUGGUUUAGAAGGCGGCAGUUCGGGCGACGAGGCUUCCCCUGGUCGUGGCGGUCCAUCGCUGCUUCCUGGGAUCGGACACAGACGAUCAGCUGAAGGACAGGUCAUCAGCUCUCCUGUUGCAGGGGAUGGAGGCGGCGGCGACGGCAGCAGCGGCAGCGAGGAAAGCGGAAACGACGGCGGCGUUUCCACCAUCCCUGUUCCAGUCAAAGUCCUGACCACAUACGAAGCCCUGCGUGGCCUGGGGAUUGUUAGGAGCGGUCCUCUCACUGACGAGGACAAUAAGGACUUCGGCAGUCUCCCACAAAACAUGAGGAACAGUUUUCCCAGAUUUACACAGAUGGGCGACCGCGUCGGACCUGUAGGAACCGGUGAGGCCAGCUCGUCCUCCGCAGCGGCAUCCCACACUCACUGGAGCAGGAUGCUGGACAGACAAGAGGCCCUGGAUGCCAUGGAGAGCACGGAUUGUGGCCCCACAGCCGAGCGCGUCCUGGAUUCAGUCUACCUGAGGAGACCACAGGAUCCAACUAACGCCUCUCUUCUUCAAAGCACACACGGCAGUUUCCAUCUUUCCCAGGUGUUGGACACCAACCAGGAUGCCACUGAUGACGAGGCAGUGGAUGAGCCCGAUGGGGGCCGGCACUCAUUGGGCCCUAGAGGAGGCCCCUGUGGGGAUGUGGCAGCUUCUGAAGCUUCAGAUGGUGCCAGUGAAGAUGACAACCCUCUGUCCACGUCGCUGGAAGCAAAGUAUUUCUCCCAGAGCUUCCAGCAGGAUCCGGAGGAGUUGGAUGAAGGCUGGACCAACUGUCCAGACAGCAUGGAGCUGGAGUUUCAGCAAGGAGCCAGCGCUGGUCAGAGUGUCGUUUACCAGAAUGAAGAAGGGAAGUGGGUCACAGACCUGGCUUAUUACUCCAACUUUGAGAAAGAGGUUGAUGAGAAGAAAUUGGAUAAUAGCAGCCAGGUUCAAAAUGAGGAAUUUCUACCUGCUAGUGAUGCUAUGGAGAAGAUAGUGAAGGAUCAAGAGGAGUUUGAGAAAGAGCACCAGUUUAUGCAGGAGGAGCAGAUUGAGCCAGCAGCUGGAGGCAACAGCACCUUCCACAGUGACUCUUCCUGGAAGAUUCCGCCCAGCAGCCACAUCCUGAUGAGGGCUUCCCAGGUCUUGUCGGAGAUCAAGCAGGGAGAUGAAAGCUACCUGCGGCUGUCUUUAGGACAGUUCUUCAGCCAGCGCUCAGAAGCUCUGGGCUGUCUGGGCAGUGCUGAUGGAGAUGAUGUCAAACGGCCAUCUUUUGGUUACAUCAUCACCUCUCCAGAAAAGAGGGGACCUUUUCCACUCAUCCAACCAUCUGACUUCUCAUUUGAUGACAACUUGCAUCUCGGUGCCACUGUAGACUUUCGUGAAGUAGACAAAACUCUCAACACAGAAGAUUUGGACAAAACCCUGAAUGCUGCUGGUGAAAGGUUGCCACCAAAAGGGGAUCCUGACCCAGAACCUUGUAAAAUUGAGGACCAUAAAGGAGCUGCCAUGUCUGAAUACACUCCAGGCUCAGGAUCUGAGUCGACCAUGGCGAACCAAAGCGUUUUGUCUCCAGAUAACUACAACAGCUCGCUGAUGCUCAGCAUCAGCACAAUCGCUUCGGCUAUCGCCAACGCUUCCAUCAGCACUGACCCGUCCCAGCUGGCUGCUAUGAUCGUGGGUCUGUCCAAGAAAACCAGGGCCAGGAGUGGGCCGGUGUCCGGCGCUGCCCACAAACAGCCAUCCAACACGGAUCAUCAUACCCUCUCUCAGCCAGAUCAGAGCACAGUCACGGAUGUUCUGCAGAGGAGCAUCUGUGUCGGAGAGACGAGCGCCUUCGACAUGGAAAAAUACUUGAAGAAGACCAAUGUGUCUGGCGGCAGCGACUUAUCUGACGAUCACACGACCUUUAACCUGAGCAGCUGGGCCGAUGGCCACAGCAGCCGUCAGAAGAACCCCCUGUCAGGGUGUUCCGGUAAACAGGACGGCGCAACUCUGGAGUGUAACGCAGCAACAAACGGUGGCGGACCUGACAGGAGCUCCGGGCCUCAUUCCUUUCUCGGCUCUGCCGGACGGACAGUGGAGUCGGGACAGAAUUCAGAACCGUUGUGUAAGAAUGACAAAAGCUUACCCAGAGCCUCCCAAAGCUGGAGGAAGUCCCAGUCAGGCUUGCCUCUCAAAGUUUCGUCCCCCCCGACCCAGAGCUUGAGAAGUGUAGGUCAGGACACGCAGGACGGGCCCAGAGGUUCUGCAGAGAUCACACCAAGAAAUUUAACCAGAACUCUACCUCAAAGCUCAGAGAAGCAGGCAGAGGUCCCAGGAGAGAGAGCUCAGCCUUCACAAGGUCCUCUACCUGGCAUGCAGGGACAUUUCCCUGAGCCAAGUGUGGAGGAGACUCAGAGCAACUUCAGGCCUUCCACUUCCCCUCUGACCCACUCUUCUCCCAGUCAGACCUCCAUUCCCACUGCUGAUCCCUGUGGCAGGCUGGCAGACAGAUGUCCAGGUCCUGACCUCUCACCUGAGUCGGUCUGUUCCAGCCCCAGUCUCAGCAGGCUCACGUACAUCUCGGUAAACGACAGAACUGCUCUGCCCUCACCUGAGCGGCCAAAGAGGGAAUCCUCCAUGGGACUGAGCACCACCAUCAUCAGGUUCAGUCCUACCCCACCCGUGGAACCAGAUCUACAGCCUAACCCAGCCAGAAGUCUUGAUAACAUGCAGCAAUCUAAAAGCCUGGACCCCCUACCGCCAUCGCAGGGCAAAAGCCCCGAGGUCCAAUGCAGCGGCGCCGCUCUUAGCUGCACCCGCAGCCAGAGUGAAUGUAGCUACCCUCCUGCUCCUGGGGACGUCGUACCUGGAUUCACAGGCCACAGGAUCCUGCCGGACUCCAGCAAUAGGAAGUUGACUAAAGUGGACUCGGGCUACAGCAGCAACCUAAACAUCCAGCAUACCAUCAGCUCGGCAGCUCCUCCAGGACCCCAGCAGUGGGGAACCGCCCCCUCUGCGUCGUCAUCGCUGUACUCAAGCGGGCUCUGCAUGGCGCCCCCUCCUUACACAGCAGAGGCCCUUCAUUAUGUCCACAUCCCAGGUUUUAAGCCUCGGUGUCCAAGCAUGGUGGGUCUUCCCCACAAAGGAGAUGUCCAGUCUGUCCUCACCAGACGCUCCCUUGUCAGCUCGCCGCUACCUCUGCAGUUCCUGGGAGCUGAUGCCCAGCUGCAUUCUGGGGCUUUUCAUAUGGGAAACUGUCUUUAUAACAUGUCCUCUACAGGUUCUCUGAUUCCAGGACCUGCUGGACCUCAUCCCCUCACUUUACCCCAUCAGAGCCAUCAUGAAAUGGGAAUAAUGGGGAAACCCUACAGCCAUUAUGGUGGAGAUUCUAUGGUGACCGGCGGUCAUGAAGAACUGAGAGGCCAAGUUGUGGUACCAGAGGAGCUUCGCUUCCCUCACGCCUGCUGUGUCGGCAUCGCCUCUCAAACCUCCCUCAGCCUCUUCAACCCGUCUGAGAGAUGGCAGCAGGUCUCCAUCACUGUCACCAGCCUGGCCAUUGAUGGAGAGAAGGUGGACAGCUUGCCUUACCAGUGGCUGAUGGUGAAAAACAAGACCAUCAUCGGUCCCAAGAGUACAGAGGAGCAGAAAGUGCUGCUUGUCCCUCCGCAGCCUGGAGUCUACCAGUGCAUCCUCAGUGUUUGCUCCUGGCCCGCCUCAGCUGAGACGGAGCUGGCUGCCAGAGCCAACGUCUUCGCCAAACGGGUGGUGCUUAUUGCAGUGGCAGAAAACCCAGCUUUAGCGAUUGAAGUUGGUGAAUCUGGCUGUUUGGAUUUUGGAGACUUGCCAGAAGGGAGCUCUAAAUCUCUACCUCUCAGACUGCUGAACAGAACCCACGCUACUGUCCCCGUCCGCCUGGUGAUCAGCGCUAAUGCCACAGCAUGGCGAUGCUUCACCUUCUCCAAAGACCCCGUUGGUAUGACGCCUGAGAUGACACAGCAGGCUGCACACAUGGCCCCGUUGGCCUCUCCCUCGGUCAUGAAUCAUGUGAUGCACGCCAGCUAUGGAGAGAACCCAGAAAGCUUCAUGGUCUGGGUCCAUUUCAAGGCUCCUCAGAAGUUCAGAACUUCUUCAGAAGACCCUGGUCCAGCUGAUGAGUACAGCGCUCGUGUGGACAUUGAAAUGGACUCUCCAGGUCCCAGUCGCAUCAUUAGGAGUAUCCCCCUGAAGGCCAGGUCUGGAACUGCAAGAGUCCAUGCUCCUAAAGAUCUGCAGACUGUGAGCCUUUUUGCGCCUGUGGGCAAAUGUAGUGAACAGAAUCUGCCAUUAAAGAAUGCAGGAAACAUCGAUGUUCGGCUGAAACUCAAGAUCAGUGACAACAGUGAUAGCUUUUCGGUGACGCCUGAUGAACUGUCCCUGAGAGUGGCAGAAGAACAAGGUGUUGUUUUAUCAUUUAAAGCACAAAGCAGCAGGAAGCGUAAAGAAAGCCUUCUCACGGUAUUGGUGCUGCCGUCGGGCCCUCAGUACGAGGUGACGCUGAAAGGAGAAGUAGUCCCUUCUGACUCCUGGAACCCAGCGGCUCCCUCUGCUCCUGUCUGUGGCCCCUCGCUGACCAGUGACAUCCCACCAAUCCUCUCCAAUAAGCAGUUUGUGGCCUGGGGAGGGGUCACCCUGGGGCGAGCUGUCCAACAGAAGCUGGUUCUAAGAAACGACUCAACCAGCACCACACAGCAGCUGCGUUUGCUUAUCCGUGGUCAGGACCAAGACUGUUUUCAGCUCCAGAGCUUGUUCAGCCCUGAGGAGUGUCUGACCCACCAUGGAGAGCUGUCCAUUCGGCCCAGGGAGGAUGUAUCCAUCCACCUGCUCUUUGCUCCCACCAGGGUGGCCUGCAUGCUGGCCAAGCUGGAAAUUAAACAGUCUGGAGUCCGCUCAUCACAACCAGGAGUCAAAUUCAUUAUUCCGCUGUCGGGCUACGGCGGCACCAGCAAUAUCAUCCUGGAGGACCAGAGGAAGCACGGCGACGGCUAUGUGGCGACGCUGCCCGACGUCGCUGUUGGCUGUGUCAGCAAAGUGUGUCUGUGUGUGAGGAACACCGGCUCCAGAGCUGCCUUUGUUAAAGCCGUGGCCUUCUCUGACAUCCAGAGCCGGUCGCUUAUGCAUUCCUCCGUCAUGAGCCUGGCCCCGUCACAGUUCGUCCUGAAGGAACGGACGCAAGAGGUGAUCACUGUUCUAAUGAAGUCCAGCCACAGAGAGACGAGUCUGUGUGAGUCAGCCAGUAGCCCCUUGGCCACAGUCUGCCUCUUUUGUGGAGAUGAGGUCUCCAGGCAGCAGUAUAGGAGGUUGCUAGAGUGCAAACCAGAGGCUGGGAGGAAAGCUCUGUCUGAGAACAGUCUGCUCAAGAACAUAGACUUCACCGAAACCUUCCUGGGGGAAGGAAGUGUCAAAGAAGCCUACGACCUGCCCCUGAGGCCUAACGAGGCCCACAUCUUCAACAGUAACAUGAGUAAAGUGUUGGUGUCGUUGUUGGGGAAAAUAAAGAGUGCAGACAGUGAGGAGAGCGAACACGACAAACCUCAGCUGCCCUCUGACAGCCACUGCUUCCAGGCAGACGGUGGUUUUCCAAAUGGCAGCGUGUCCCUGGAUGUGCUGCCAGUGAAGGGUCCUCAGGGUCCAUCACUGAAAGUCACAGGAUCCUCUUCUAAGGCUCCAGACUCACAGCACACACAGUCCGAGUCGUGGAUCAUCCACCCACAGCAGCUCGUCCUCGCAGCUCCCACUAUCAAUGGUCCGUCUAGUACCAGCCAAGUUCAGAUCCAGAACAACACUUCUGGAGAGCUGAACUUUGACCUUUCGUGGCCGGCUCACUGCCUCACCAUCACCCCACAGCACGGAGUCAUUGAGCCUCAGAGCCAGCUGCAGAUUUUGAUCAGCCCCAACCCCUCACUAGCCACUAAAUCUGCCCUGCUGCCGUGGAGCGGACAGAUUUAUGUCCAGUGUGAUGGACAGCAGAAGUUCAUUAAGGUCCAGAUUCGCAGGGACCUGGCUCUGGACGUGUCUGCAGCUCCAGCAGAUGCAUCUCUGUCGGCCCUGCCUGCUCAGGCUGCUACUCCUGUGCUGCCUGUUCCCCGACUCAGCAACAAGCCGCCAACGGCAGCUCCUGGCCUGGUGGAAAUAAAAAACAAGACCAUCACCUUCCCUGCCACGCUCUCAGGGGAAACUUCAGAGGCCCAGCUGGAGGUGCAGAAUGGUGAAGUGGAAGUCAGGUGGUACCUGUCUUCAUUCGCUCCUCCAUAUGUUAAGGGAGUUGAUGACAGUGAAGACGUUUACCGGGCCACAUACACUGCCUUCAGAUGUUCCAGGGUCUCAGGAACCUUGGGGGCCCAUGAGAAGAUGCAGGUGCCUGUUACCUUCCUCCCCAGAGACAGAGGGACUUAUGUCCAGUUCUGGGACAUGGAGUGCCACCCCGUGUCUGAGCCCCAGCAGAAAUCCAGAAUCCGCUUUCAGCUCUCUGGCACUGGGGUAAAAUCUGGGCCAAUGGUGGGACCCCAGGAAGGAAACUGUUCCCUGGUGAGGACCGAAGCCACGGUGAAGAGCAGCAAGAGAUCUGAUUCGUCAGCAAGCAAAGCUGGCCAGGAGGAGGUGGUGCGGCGAGGUGUUUAUUCCCCUCAGGAUGUGUAUACCUUCCCACACACUCAGCUGGGGGAGUCCAGCACGCUGAAGGUCAACAUCCGGAACAAUUCCUCCGACAGGCAUGAGCUGAGAUUUAUAAAACCUAAGGAGCCCUUCCACAUGAAGCAUUUUGAGUAUUCUCUAAGAUCACAGCAUUACGUGAAGCUACCGGUCCAAUUCAAGCCCACGACCGCCGGCAAGCACACCGGCUUGCUGCUCAUCCAAUCAGAAUCAAGUGGAAGUCUGGUUGUCCAGCUGAGUGGUGAAGCAUUACUUUGAGUUCUUGCUCAAGAGCGACACAAAGACUGAAACACCAGCUCCUGCAUAUGAAUUAAAAGCAAAGCAUGCAUUGGAUUCCUUUUUGUAGAAUUAUUACUCUAGCUGUAGACUGUAACUUAUUGAGUGGAGACACCAACAGGGCCCUUUGUAUCUCUGAAGAAGGCUCAGCUGUCCUCAGCUCACCCAUGAAAAGAUGGUCUGAUGCAGAGUGAUUGAAUGUAUCCAGCUUACAAUUAGUCUGCACCACUGUGGCGUUUUGAAACAGAGGAUCAGUUUUGUCACUUGACUCUAGGCUGGGUGUUUGCCUUCUCUCCUUCAGUUCCAUCACAAAGCGGCAUUGUUAUUUCCACAGCCUUCGUCAGAGAGUAGCAGUACCAGUUGAGAUCUAUUUGGCAUUACAUGCGCUUGAUCAUACAGGAAGGCCUCUGUCUGCUGUUUGAGAAGAUGACUGGAGCAAUUCUGCUUUUGGAAAAGUAGAAUUGUUGACCUUUUUUGCCCGAAAUUUGAAACGUAAACGGAAGCCAUUUCUGCCAUUGUGGUAAUGCAAGUUUUGGAGAUGCUAUGUCUUAUUUUGCGGUGCUUUACUUUUAAACAUCUUCUCUAGGUCUUCAUGCAUUUCAGGUUUUGUACUUGUCGGUUCUAUGGAGACAAGACUUCAUCUACUUAAAAGCCCACCUGAACGGGGGCUUAUCUGGACCAUGUGCUGACACCCCUGCAACCUGUAAGAUUCCAAAAUUGUCCACAUGCUUCUAAUUUAGUUUUGAUGAAGGCAGCUCACAACAACAUUAGGAUGGUUAAUGGUUUUGAUUACAUGCUAAAUCGGUUUCCUUAGGGGGGUUUUGUUCAGCAACUUGCCAGGUCUGCCUAGUAUGGUUGCCAUAGCAAAAUGUGAUUAAUCACCGUUCCAGGCACAGAGAAUUUGAUCCCCGUUUCCUUUUUUGGCUCCAAGGCAAGUCGCCAAAAUUGCUUGAGGGGUGGGGAGCAUUGGAUCCAUUUCCGUAAUGAGCUCUGGAGCGGGAUAGGCAUGGGGAAAGGUGUGCAAACUCCAUCAAGCAUGUGUUGUUAACUUGUUAGAUGACACACUUUGGCAGGAGAACACUAAUGUCUGGCAUUGUUUACCAGCACGUAUUGCAAGUUUUAUAACGAGGGCACUGUAGUGUCUAGUGGUAUCCAAGCAACGUUCUGAAAUCUUGGUGACAAUUUGCACUAACUUUAUGUAAUUAUGUAUGUAUGUAGACAUUUUUUAAAAUAAAGUUCUGUGAUAAAUUUGUUAAA